Molecule: messenger RNA, 4281 nt
Organism: Ipomoea triloba (trilobed morning glory)
Lineage: Eukaryota; Viridiplantae; Streptophyta; Magnoliopsida; Solanales; Convolvulaceae
Exons: 9
Coding region: 227-4147 (1306 amino acids)
Cellular component (GO): nuclear pore
Source: RefSeq, a predicted model, not a curated record
UCAUUAAUCUUCUCAACUUUUCUUCAUCUACUACAGUCAAAGAGUUCAAAAAAUUGUUAAUAGGCCAAUACAAUUAUUGAAAAGUCAGGAAAAUGGACAUACUGAGGCAGUGAGGCAUUGCAUUUUGGCUUCUCUUCUACAUUGCUGUACCGGCCAUUCUCUACAAUCACGGUUCCUUACUAAGGAGUAGCGUUUUUCCUACAACGUUUGAAGUGGAUUUUCAGCUAUGGUUCUCGGGCUGAGGUCGAGGCACAAGAAGGGUGCUUCUGUUCAAGUGGAUUUCGUUGUCCAUGUGGAGGAGGUUAAGCCUUGGCCGCCAUCGCAGUCGCUUAGAUCUGUUCGGUCUGUGUUGCUCGUCUGGCAGAAUGGUGAUCAGAACUCUGGGUCUUUCAUAUCUAAUGUAGGGGAUGCGAGUAUCGAAUUCAAUGAGUCCUUUGCUCUCUCAGUAACUCUAUGUCAUGAAAAGAGGACUCGUGAUAAGUUCCAGAAGAAUUUGUUGAAUCUUUACCUAUACGAACCUCGGAAGGACAAGGCGAGUAGAGGGCAACUGUUGGGGACAGCCACACUAAAUCUUGCAGAUUUUGGGGCUAUUGAGGAGGAUAUGAGCAUUUGCACUCCUGUGAACAGCAAAAAGAGUUCAAAAAGCUUUGAGCAACCCAGCAUGUUCGUUACAAUACAGCCUGUUCACAAGGAUAGCUCAAGUUCGUCUCCUAAGGUCAGCUUAUCAAAAAGAACGUCCACUGACAAGGAUGAGCAAGUAUCUAUUGCAGAUUCAGUGAAUGAAGGAAAUGAUGAUCAGUGUGAGAUUGCCUCUUUCACAGAUGAUGAUGUGUCAUCACAUUCGUCCCUGGAUGUCACUAAGUCUUCCACAGAGGCUGCUAAGGCGCCGCCACCUCAACAUGAGAAGGAUGGAGUUGAAUCUGCAAAAAGUAACUUUGGCAGGGAACAUAUCGACUCUGAUACACUUCAAGCACUGGUCCCUGCAGCAUCGCUUGAGAGUGUUCCUUCUAGGUGUUUGGAGAGUCCAGCUGAAGGUACAAGUGGGAAGUCCAACAUCGUGAGAGGCCUUGAGCAUAAAAUCACAACUCAUAUUGAAGAAGUUGAUAGUAGCAAACACCCAACUAAAAUAGAUACACAACCUGUUGAAGACAACUGCUUGGGUAAAAUUUCUUCCAGUAUUGCAACUUCAGAUGGUUGUAUCCAAACAAGUUUGGAUCUGGACCCUGGAAGGCCUCAUGACCUUCAAGAAUCCCAAUGGAGAAAAUUGAGCCAUGCUGAAAAUAAAUUUGUAAGUGAUUUACACGUUGGCCUUGUGGGUGGAAAGGAUAUAAAUGAUAAGCUAGAAACUGAACAGGAUGAAGAGAGAAUUCCUAGAGAGGAUUUGCAUGUUGGUCUUCAAGAACCUGAAAAGAGAAAAAUGGACCAUCCCGAAACUGAUGUCAUUAAUAAUUUAAAUAUUGGCUUUGUGGGUGGGGAGGAUAUAAAGGAGAAGCUAGAAACUGAACAGGAUGAUGAGAGAAUCAGAAGAGAUGAUUUACAUGUGAAUCUUAAGGAAUCCCAAGAGAGAAGUACAGGACAUGCCGAAAGUGAAGUCGCUAAUGAUUUACAUGUUGGUCUUGUGGGUGGAAAGGAUAAAACUGAACAGGGAGAAGGUAUAAUCCCAGUGGAUGAUUCACAUGUCGGUCUUCAAGAAUCCCAAGAGAGGAAAAUGGGUCAUGAAUAUGAAGUUAGUAGUAUACAUGAUAUUUGGGGUGAAAAGGAUCCAAACGAGAAGCUAGAAAUUCAACAGGAAGAAGAUAGAAUCCCAAGAGAUAACUUAGAUGUUGGUGUUCAAGAAUCUCAAGAGAGACAGAUGAAAAUGGGUGAGAGUAAAGUCAUUGAUAAUUUACAUGCUGAUCUUUUGGGUGGAAAGGAUAUAAACAAGAAACUAGAAACUGAACAGGGUGAACUGAGAAUCCCUAGAGAUGAUUUACAUGUUGGUCUUUGGGAACCCCAAGAGAUAACGAUCAGUCAUGCUGAAAGCGAGGUUGUUAAUAAUUUACAAGCUGGCCUUGCUGGGGGUAAGGAUAUAAAGGAGAAACUAGAAACUGAGCAGGAUGAAGAAGCAAUCCGACUAGAUGAUCUAAAUGUCAGUCGUCAAGAACCCCAAGAGGUAAAAAUGGACCAUGCUGAAAGUGAAGUCAUUACUAGUUUACAUGUUGGUCUUGAGGGUGGAAAGGAUAUAAAGGAGAAGCCAGAAACUGAUCAAGUAGAAAGGAGUCUCCCAAGAGAUGACUUAGACUUACAUGUCAGUGUGCAAGAAUCCCAAGACAGAGAAAUGAAAACGGGGCAUGCUGAAGGUGAAGUUAAUAAUUUACAUGCUUGUCUUAUGGGUGGAAAGGGGGGUGUAAAGGAGAAACUAGAAACUGAACAGGAUGCAGAGAUCCUGCUUGAUGCACAAAAUUUGUCAGAUAUUAACUCAGCCAGUGGCCAUAAUACAGAAAAGGCAGCAAAAGUAAAUGUAACUGAAGAUGCCAGCUCUAGUGCUAACGCCGAAAUAAAUAAAUCAACAAAUAGGCUUCCUGACCAAGAAAAUGAAUGGAAAUCCAGAAUUGAAAUUCUUGAGGAAGAAUUAAGGGAAGCUGCUGCUGUUGAGGUUAGCCUUUAUUCUAUAGUUGCUGAACAUGUGAGUUCUUCAAACAAGGUUCAUGCUCCAGCUCGUCGCCUCUCAAGGCUCUACUUUCAUGCUUGCAAGGUGAAGUCUCAAACUAAACAAGCAAGUUGUGCAAGAACUGCUGUCUCAGGUUUAGCUUUGGUCUCUAAAGCAUGUGGAAAUGAUGUUCCCAGGUUGACUUUUUGGUUAUCAAACACAAUCAUGUUGAGAGCAAUUGUUAGCCAGGCCGCUGCAGACACAGUAGACAAGAAUAGACCAAAUAUAAGAAGCACUGGUGGUAAAACUGGGGACAAAGGUAGAUAUUCAGAGCAAAAUUGUGAGUUUGACUACACAAAUGAAGGAAGGAAGAGUGUAACAAAUGAACAGACUGACUGGGGAGAUAGGGAUGUAUUUACCCUUGCACUCGAACAAGUUGAAGCUUGGAUCUUCUCCCGAAUUGUUGAGUCUGUGUGGUGGCAGAUUUUCACUCCACAUAUGCAAAGAACUGUUGCAAAAACAAGUGGCGGAUCUGUAAGCUCAAAUUCUAAGAAGGGAACUAGGCAUGAUUUUGGAGAUGAAGAGCCUGGUAGUUUCUCAAUUGAUCUUUGGGAGAAGGCUUUCCAGGAUGCUUGUGAAAGGCUGUGCCCAGUUAGGGCGGAAGGACAUGAGUGUGGCUGCUUGUCGAUGCUGGCAAAAAUGGUUAUGGAACAGCUAGUGAGUAGACUGGAUGUGGCGAUGUUCAACGCCAUUCUUCGUGACUCUGCUGAUGAAAUGCCAACAGAUCCUGUGUCAGAUCCCAUUAGUAACCCUAAGGUCCUCCCAAUCCCUGUUGGGAAAUUAAGCUUUGGGGCUGGUGCACAACUAAAAAAUGCCGUUGGAAACUGGUCUAGAUGGCUGUCUGAUUUAUUCGAAACUGAAGAUAACGAGUUUCCUGAUAGUAGCAACACUAUGCUUGUGGAAGACAAGCAACACGAGUCUCACAAGCCUUUCCGCCUCCUCAAUGCGCUAAGUGACCUCAUGAUGCUACCAUUAGAAAUGCUGGCUGAUCCAUUAACAAGAAAAGAAGUUUGCCCAUUGUUCAGCCCAUCGCUGAUCAAGAUAAUUCUCAGCCUUUUUGUUCCUGAUGAGUUCUCCCCACACCCAGUUCCCCAGGAAGUAUUUGUGGCUCUUGAUUCUGAGGAUGAUAUGGAUGCUUCCAGUGAGUCUUUCACUAUGGUACCAUGUACUGCCACCCCCACUGUUUACUCACCCCCAACUGCAGCCUCAGUUACUAGGUUUAUGGGAGAGUCUGGAACCCAAUCUUUAGCACGAAACACGUCAUCUGUCCUCAAGAAAUCAUACACAAGUGAUGAUGAGCUUGACGAGGUGGACUCACCCCUGACUUCAAUUAUAGCUGAUCGAUCACGGGGCUGUCCUACUUCAACAAACAUGAAAUGGACUCCCGGAGUAAAGGGCAGUCGAAAUCUUAUCAGGUAUCAGCUACUUCGAGAGUUAUGGAGAGAUAAUGGUCAGUGAAAACUGGUGCAAGAUCAGGUAAAUUUGUACAGAGUUUCCAUUUGUUAUCGUGAAUUUCCUUCUGAAAUUUUGAGUUCCCAAAGAAAGAAGAGACACAUAGUGAUCCAGAAUAAGAGAUUAAUCAUUUUGAAGUA